Messenger RNA from Linepithema humile (Argentine ant), 3707 nucleotides. It is a transcript of the gene Sidpn, whose product is annotated as similar to Deadpan. Gene Ontology annotation, biological process: regulation of transcription by RNA polymerase II; regulation of neurogenesis; anterior/posterior pattern specification. The record is from RefSeq and is a predicted model, not a curated record. Gene Ontology annotation, molecular function: DNA-binding transcription factor activity, RNA polymerase II-specific; RNA polymerase II cis-regulatory region sequence-specific DNA binding; protein dimerization activity. Gene Ontology annotation, cellular component: nucleus. Lineage: Eukaryota; Metazoa; Arthropoda; Insecta; Hymenoptera; Formicidae.
CCGACCGACGCCGAGCGGCGAGCCAUCCGUGUGCUCCCUGGUGUCCCCUGCUCUCCACGUACACCAACCACGACGCAAGCCCUCCUCUCUCUCUUCCCGACGCUGCCGACGCGCUGCCGACGCGCGGCCUCGGCGCGCCAAGCUCGCGCGCCGCGUACAGCCGCCAGCUACCGCUCGCCGCCUCACAGUCCGUCACCGGCGCUCGUCGCGUGAGAUACGCGGACGCUCUUGCAGCCAAGUCGCACACGUUGCGUGCAUUCAUCGCUGUCUUAUCUGACAUAUAGUGUGACGGAUCGAGAUCGAUCUUCGUGUUUACAGAAAACCGCACGAGGGAAAAAGUCCCCUCCUCCCUCCGUUUGCGUUCGACGCUCGUGAAUUCGCGAUUCGCGAGCUCGAUGCGAGCGGAAGUGUUCGGUGUACGCCUCGUGACACAGGAUUUUUUUCGGAGGGAAGAUCGAGUGACUCGACUCGAUAUUGACACUUUGACAAAGUGCGCGAUCGAGCGCGCCGCUGUCAAAAAGAUUUAGCAACGGCAGGACGUUUACUCAGCCGUACGAAUACUUGUGAAUAAGUGCGUUUCGGUCAAUUCAUUGACCGUUCGGGCCGCACUUGGUGAGACAAUUUUCGGAACGAAUCGGAGAAUCCGGCAAGGAUUCGCCGAGAAAGCCAUCCCGCGCCGCGAGUGACAAGUGGUCGGCGACGCGUGGUUAACCACGUGGCGCGGCGUGUGCGCCGGUGUGCAAGCCACCUGGGUGGCGUAAACUUUCACGGAACUUUCUUCCUCUCUGAGGCACGUUGUUGAUUGUUGGUCCCCGUGUCGGCGUUGCAAGUGCACUUUGCGGCGCCAGAUAGGCAGGACCGGGCUUCGAUCAUCGCCAAUUGUGAGAACUCGGACUUCUCGUUCGCUAUCGAUCUCUCGAGGCGCUCUCGAGAGCAUGGUACAACAGUGAUUAGUCGGCCGUGUAUCGUUUAGCCAGUGCCAACAAUAAGUCGCAAGGAAAAAAAAAAGGAAGGUCCGGUGGUGGUAGUCUGGUCUGACCAUCGCAGACCGCCCGCGAGAUGCUGAGAAUCUCAGCCGACCAGUCGUCCAGCCAAUCACGUAGGGUGCUGCGAUCUGAGCCGAGGGCCGUCGCGGCCUGUUAAGAUGACCGCGCGUCUACACUCGCUGAGGCACCAGGAGAAGAAAUCAGCCGGCAGUAGCCACCGACAGCACCACCAGCAUCAGCAGGCCGUCCAUCAGGGUCCGAGCCCGGCACCGAGCCCCAGCCCGAGCCUCAGCCCGAGCCCGAAGCACUCGGACGGACGAAGAGCUAACAAACCACUAAUGGAAAAACGACGGCGAGCGAGGAUUAAUCAAUCCUUGGCGGCGCUAAAGGCGCUCAUCCUCGACAGCGCUCGGCUAGAGAACACCAAACAUAGCAAGCUCGAGAAAGCCGAUAUUUUGGAACUUACAGUCAGGCAUCUGCAGCGGCAGAGAUCGCUUGCUCAGCCUGGCCUGUCUAGGUACAAAGCCGGAUAUCAGGACUGUUCGAGAGAGGUGAGCCGCUAUCUCGAUGCGCCGGACAUCAUCACGGGCAACAGCACGCCGAUGGAUCCGGCGGUGAAGCAGCGGCUGCUGCGUCACUUGGAUAGUUGCGUGUCGGAGUUAGAUUUGGAUCUGGGCUCGCGGCCCGACAGCGGUCUGGGCAGCAGCCCAGGCAGCGUGACGGAUCGCGUUGCGGGAACGACGAGCCCGGGCCCGCUGGACCACCACGUGCCGGUCGGGCCGCAUUGCAGCGCGGCGCUCACGCCGGCCGGCCUAAUCAAGUCCGAGAUCCCGGAAAUGGUGGAGGCGGCCCGACCCGACAGCAGCACUACCGCCGGCGACGAGAACAACAACAGCAGCCGGCCGACCUCGGCCUUCAGUCAAGUGAACCCGGCGACUCUGGACCCGCACCACCCGCACCAUCCGGCAAAUCUGCCGGUCGAUCAGGCCUCCACGUCGCAGCAGAACCCCAACAUGCUGUCCGUGGUGCAAGUGAUACCCUCGCGGCUGCCGGACGGCCAGGUGGUCUUCCUGCUGCCGAGCCACUACGUGCAACUGGCGGCGGCGGCCGCGGCGAACGGCAUCAGCAUCGGACCGAAUCCGCCCACGGCGAUCUGGGCGGCGACCAACAUGUCGCUACUCAAGGCCACCGAUAAGCUGGUGAAGCGGCCGCACGAGGACCUCGGCCAGGAGUGGCAGGAUCCGACCAGCGGCCUCAAGCCGAGCAAGAGCCCGCGGAUGGAGCAGCCGGAGCAGCCGCUCGACUUCACCACCACGUCCAAGAAAAUGAAGACCGCCAGCUCAAAGGGCUCGACGCAUUCCGGUCACGUCGAACAUCAUCUGCGGCAACAUCCGCAGGCGUCGUCGGUUCGUCCACCGAGCGGCGAGUCCGCUGGGCCCGUUAUCCACGAGGACAGGCCGUCUAGUCACGCGGACAGCGAAAUCGCCGUCGGCAUGCCGUCUCCGUCGCCCGUCGGCCAGCAACCCGUCAAAGAUGAGGAGGGCAUGUGGAGACCGUGGUAAAGGGCUCCGCUAAACCUUUUCAUCCCACCCCGAGGCUAUUUGUCUUUGUAAAUAGGAAUGCAUCUCGUGAAGCGCGCGCGCGCGCGAAACUGGAAAUCGCAUCGGUGUGCGGCUACAAUUUUCGUCUGCGAAAAUCUUCCUCAGCUGGAAUUCCAACUAUAUAAUGUUCCAGAAUUCACGAAUCAAAAGAUCGUAACAGGAAAAUUCUCAAAAAACCAAGUAAGUCUUUGCGACACUUUAUCGCUCACACAACUUUAUAAAUAAGCGUUUUACCAGAAAAUUUGAUUGAUUGGCUUUAACUCUUUGGUAUUUCCAAAAGUUUUUUGAAACGUUACAGAGACUUUUAUUAUUUAAUUUUAUAAAAAUUUUCUCGCUAUAUUUUGAUUCGUGAUCUCGAGUACAUCUUGUAUAUAUAUAUAAUACUUGUCGCCGCGCAGCGGCGCGAGCGUUUCGAACAACGUUUCGCGCGGAUCCGAAUGCCAAAGUGCAACGACUACGAGAAAGGAUUGUAAAAAUUAUACGCCUAAUGAAUUUCUGCGAUUUUUUUUUCGAGAAAAUGAUGUGGAAGUAAACCACUAUCACUUUUGACAGAGGUGUUCUGUCCCGUAAAUUCGCAGUUACGACAACAAAAAUUCUUCUGAUGUAGUUGCGCGUAAAAAAAAAAAACGCGCUGCAAGAUAACUGUAUGUAUGUAAAUGAUGGAGUAAUUAGUUUACGAUUAUUGCGAAAGGAAGAGGGGGAGAGAAAGAGGGAGAGAAAGGGACAAUGAGUGCGCGAGAGAGAGCGAAUCAGAAAGAAAGAGAGAAAAAGCACGUGUGUUUAGUCCGCCAUUCAUGUACAUAGGCCCCCUGAUCGGAACUAUUGCUAUUUGCGAGAUAUAGAUUUAUUUUGAUGUUAUCUAGGUGUAUACGGCGAGGGAGAGACUGAGAAAGAGAAAAAAAGAACGAUGAGUGUGCGGUAUGCUUGCAUGUGUAAGCGCGAGCGAGUAGUGAGCGAGCGUUUUUCGUGGACGCGCGACUAAUAAUCGCGUUUAGCGUAGCAAGGAGUCACCAUCUCACCACCUAAUUUACGUCUAUAAUUGCUAAAUAUCCUGGGAUUUGAAUUCCUUAUUCAAUGUACUUAGACGCGCAGUCAAUAUAGGCAUAUAUAUUGAACUGUA